Molecule: messenger RNA, 774 nt
Organism: Cajanus cajan (pigeon pea)
Lineage: Eukaryota; Viridiplantae; Streptophyta; Magnoliopsida; Fabales; Fabaceae
Gene: NF-YB11
Product: nuclear factor Y, subunit B11
Biological process (GO): heterochromatin formation; leading strand elongation; DNA damage response
Cellular component (GO): CHRAC; epsilon DNA polymerase complex
Molecular function (GO): chromatin DNA binding; protein heterodimerization activity
Source: RefSeq, a predicted model, not a curated record
GAAAUAAAAGAUUGGGUAAUGGCGGGAAAAUAAACCUAACUACAAAACCCUAACCCUAAAUCCAUUCCAAUUCCAAGAAUUGAAGAAGAGAAUGGCGGCGGAGGCGGAGGAGCUGCCACGGGCCAUCGUGCGGCGCGUGGUGAAGGAUAAGCUGUCUCGUUGCUCCGAAGACGGAGACAUUUCCGUCAGCAAAGACGGUCUUCUCGCAUUCUCCGAAAGCGCCAGAAUCUUCAUCCACUACCUUUCUGCCACGGCUAAUGACAUAUGUAAGGAGUCAAAGAGGCAGAUUAUCAAUGCUGAGGAUGUUUUCAAAGCUCUUGAAGAUACUGAGUUUCCCGAGUUUAUUCGCCCUCUAAAAGCUUCUCUUGAAGAGUUUAGAAAGAAGAAUGCUGGAAAGAAAGCAGCAGGGUCAAAGGGAAAGGAAGAUGAGGCAAGAAAGAAAAGGAAGUUGGAAGGUGAGUCACCUGGUAAAGGUGAGGGUUCUAAUAAAGGUGAGGAUGCUGAUAAAGAUGAGUGUUCCGACAAAGGUGAGGGUGGUGAUGACCAAAUGGACGAAUGAUUCAAAGGGAUGACUGAAGUUGCACUAGUUGUGACUGAGCCAGGGCUUUAUAUUUUGUUAUGUUGAUAAUGUGCAUGAGUCCUUGUUAAUUGGAUGAUGUUCUUACUAGGUACUAACGUCGCAAAUAUAGCUUUUGAUUGUUUGUCAGUAAAGCAUAUUCCUAACCCGUGAUGUAAGGAGUAUAUUUGGAAAGAAAUGAUAUUCCAUCUUAAAUA